This is a messenger RNA of Anarrhichthys ocellatus (wolf-eel), 5152 nucleotides long. It is a transcript of the gene acvr2ba, whose product is annotated as activin A receptor type 2Ba. Gene Ontology annotation, biological process: activin receptor signaling pathway; cellular response to growth factor stimulus; protein phosphorylation. Gene Ontology annotation, molecular function: activin receptor activity; activin binding; ATP binding. The transcript has 11 exons. NCBI's taxonomy places the organism in Eukaryota, Metazoa, Chordata, Actinopteri, Perciformes, Anarhichadidae. The record is from RefSeq and is a predicted model, not a curated record. Gene Ontology annotation, cellular component: activin receptor complex; plasma membrane. Bases 459 to 2003 code for a protein of 514 amino acids.
GGUUUCCCUGUUUGCAGCCCAUUCCCCAUUUAGAAGCCAUUUUGGACACAGAUCAGUAACAUGCAUGUAAACCCCGACCGACCUCCCGGUGCAGCGGUGCUACUAUUCAAGCGAAUAACCUCAAAAAAGAGCGCUGAGCUUUCGUCUCGGGCGGUUUAGCGUCUUCCCGUUCGGUUUUUGGAUCCACUUCCGAUGCGAAACGCUGCACCUUUUCACGGACUAAACAGUCUGGCAGUCAGUUAACCGCUCCUCUCUUUCUUUUUUUCUCUUGCAACAUUGUUGCGGCGUCGCGGCUAUUGACACGAGUUGUGGUGGUGGUGGUGGUGGUGGUUGAGGCUGCUGGACGGACCGGAGGCCUGUGGUCGUUUUGAUCCUGGACGGAUGUUUUGGACAACCUGAGUUUUAAUGUUCGCGACGGAAAGCGGGGGGAAAUAUCUGUCCUGUAUUCAAAACGGAACAUGUCUUUUUCAUGGCUGACUUGUUCACUUCUUCUGGGAACUUUAUGCGCAGGGUACAGUCUGGGCGAAGCAGAGACCCGGGAGUGUGUGUACUACAACGAUAACUGGCGUACGGAGAGGACCAACCAGAGCGGCUUCGAGCGCUGCGAGGGCGAGAAGGACAAGCGACUGCACUGUUAUGCCUCCUGGCUGAACUCCUCAGGGACCAUCAAGCUGGUGAAGAAAGGUUGCUGGCUGGAUGACUUCAACUGCUAUGACAGGCAAGAGUGUGUCUCCAUGGAGGAAAACCCUCAGGUCUUCUUCUGCUGCUGCGAGGGCAACUACUGCAAUGAACGAUUCAUCCACCUUCCUGACAUGAUUGGCAGUGGCAACCAAGUGAAAAUCCGGCCUCCACCCCGAGUGCCGUCCCUGCUCAACGUGCUCGUGUACUCCCUGCUGCCUCUCUGUGUGCUGUCCCUGGCCCUCAUUCUGGCCUUGUGGAUGUACCGCCACCGCAAACCUCCCUACGGCCAUGUGGACCUGAGCGAGGAUCCUGGAGCGACUCCUCCAUCCCCCUCACUGGGUCUGAAACCACUGCAGCUGCUGGAAAUCAAAGCUAGGGGGCGCUUUGGUUGUGUUUGGAAGGCCCAGUUGAUGAGCGAAUAUGUUGCUGUAAAGGUCUUCCCUGUGCAGGAUAAGCAGUCGUGGCAAAACGAGCGGGACAUAUUCGUGACUCCGGGGAUGCGUCAUGAAAACCUCUUGCGUUACAUCGCUGCAGAGAAGCACGGCACCAACCUGGAGGCGGAGCUGUGGCUUAUCACAGAGUUUCAUGAGAGGGGCUCGUUGACAGACCACCUGAAGGGUAACAAUGUGAACUGGGGUGAACUGUGUCACAUAGCAGAGACCAUGUCCCGCGGCUUGGCUUACCUCCAUGAGGACAUUCCCAGCUACAAGGGAGAGGGGCCCAAACCCACCAUUGCACACAGGGACUUCAAGAGUAAGAAUGUGAUGGUACGAGAUGAUCUGACUGCAAUCAUUGGAGACUUUGGGCUCGCUGUACGAUUUGAACCAGGAAAACCUCCAGGAGACACUCAUGGCCAGGUGGGUACGAGGCGUUACAUGGCUCCAGAGGUGCUGGAGGGAGCCAUCAACUUCCAGCGAGACUCCUUCCUGAGGAUAGACAUGUAUGCUAUGGGCUUGGUGCUGUGGGAGCUGGUGUCUCGCUGCACAGAGGCAGACGGUACAGUUGGAGAGUACAUGCUGCCGUUUGAGGAUGAAAUAGGCCAGCAUCCCUCCCUGGAGGAUCUGCAGGAUGUGGUCGUGCACAAGAAGAUGCGUCCAGCCAUCAAGGACUGCUGGCUCAAACAUCCUGGUCUGAGCCAGAUGUGCGAGACCAUCGAAGAAUGCUGGGACCACGACGCAGAGGCGCGAUUGUCUGCUGGUUGCGUGGAGGAGCGCAUCGGCCAGAUCGCCAGGACGAUCAGCAGCACUACCUCAGACAGCCCCGUGUGCAUCGUGAUGUCGCUCACCAACGAGGACCUACCUCCCAAAGAGUCCAGCACCUGAACGGGUGACCACCAUCCAUCUGAGCUCCUGACUUUUUAUUUUUCAAAUCCAAACUCGGCGGAUCUCCGUGAAUAUUUAAAAACAUUUUUUUUUUUAAAACAACUACUAGCAACUUGAAUGCAGCUGCUAUUUUAUCCCACACUGGUAAUUUUUUUUAUUUUUUUAUUUUUUUUGGGUGUUGAAAGUCAGAUCUUACUAACACAUCCAUCUGCUGUAGUUUUGAAGUAGUAAUAAGUUAUGCGAUGGGCACAUCUGAUAACACCCGUGUGUCGAAUCUUAAAUGUCGUCAUUACCUCAUGUAUUUCUUUCGUGUUAGUAUAUUUUUUUAUUACCUCAUAAGUUGUUAUCUUGGUCGUUUUCCUGUCUUGGUCAUGAUCGUCGGCGGCCAAAUUAAAUGAACUUUUGCUCCAAACCUCGGACGACGUGCUGCACACCUCGGAGGAACCGUUUUGAGACUGUUAGACAAAAUACAUUCAUCUUCCUCAGGGGUCGAAGCUUCUUGAUUUCUAAACUCGAGUGUGCUCCCUUAUUUUAAACCUGUGAAUGCCUCAGAAUGGAAAAAAAAAAGAUUUUAAAACAUCGGAGCACAGAUGUGUUUAUCGCAAGAGAGGAGCUAAAAUGGGAGCUGAGCAGUAAUAUUGGACAUUUGCGACUUUUUGAAGAUUUGGGACGAUCCUCUUGUCCCCGGGGAGCUACCUCUCAGGUAUCCAGUGGGCUUCUUUGGAACAUUUUCUCUAAGUUGAGAGCCAAGCUAUCCAGCUAGCUAUCAUGGACAUAUUCCUGGAUUCUAUUUUGUUUUUUUAAUUGUAGAAAUUCAGAGUUACUCCUUUGCCAGUGCCAGGGGCAUUGACGGAUGCUGUCUGGAGUUCCAAUGUUACACAUUCUUGAUUUUAACUGUCUUGUCUGUGAAUGAUUGUGUGUGUGAAUGAUUGUGUGUGUGAAUGAUUGUGUGUGUGAAUGAUUGUGUGUGUGUGAGAAUUUGAAGACUAAAUGAUGUGCGAUGGAUAGAGUGUGUUUUUAAAGUAAGAAGCAUGGGCAGAUAGUUGGGGUUUAUCCUUGCGAGGGCCAUACUUGAGUAAGCAACAUGUCUGUUUUUCAUUUUCAUGGGUGUUUCUUCAAUAGACUCAGUCGGACACCAGUCCCCAGAUACCUCAAGUCACUGUACAUCAUGCAAGGAGAGCUCAAAUGGUUGCCUUUGUCUCAAAUGCAAUGCCAUAGUUGUACCAUAACACGAAUACCAUACAUUGAAUGUCCGUUAUGCUGCUGUGACUAUUCCAGGAUACUCAAGGAUUUGUAGAUGUACAUGUAUUCUUUGUUGAUAUAACGCUAAUGAUAUUAUUGUGAGGCUAAUAUUCUGUUUUUGUGUGUUUUUGUUUUUUUGACUGGGUAAGCCCUCAGCUGCUUACUCCUCCAGACUGACCUCAGAUAUUCUGACAAGUACCUCAGGCUUUUUCUACAAUGUAUAUCAAGUUGUGUUAUGUAUUUUAUUGUGUUUUAGUAGUUGAGAUAUUUUAUUGCCGGUUGGGCCUCUUUGUCUGUGUUCUUUUAUUUUAUUUUAUUUUUUUUCAAAAGAGCCUGACCAGUCGUCGCGGUGUUAAUGCUGUACAAACCUAAAAAGAAGAGAGGCAGAUUCUUGUAAAUAGACCUGUUCACACAGUUGCCGAACACUAAUCUGUUUUGUUUUUUUUAAUUCAAAAGCAGGGCAUUAUUGUUUUCAUUUCACAGAAACAGAAAGGGAUUUCUCAGUUCCACCUCUACAUAUUUAACAGUCAUUUUGACAACCAGCCCUGUGAUAUUUUAUAUAUAUAUAUUAUUUUUUUUUCCAAGAAUGGUAGUUGUGUUGCUGAUUUAUAUUAAUAACGGUAUCAGUUCCUCUGAAUCAGAAGCUGUGUAGGUAGCACUUGCAUUAGAAAGCUUAGUGUAUAUAUAUAUAUAUAUAUAUAUAUCAACAACAAAAAAAUCCCUGAUGGUUAGGUGCUGGCGGCUUCUGUGAUUGGCCACUUGUUAGAAAUGCCCGUUUUUACAGUAUUACCUCAAUAAUUAACCCGCUGAUGUGAUGUUCAGAGCUGUUCGGUGAUAUUUAAACCACGUUGGACGACACACAGGCUCAUCUGUUGUGCUUUGGUAGGUGUUGUGAAAGAUGGUGAUUUUAACAGUGCUCUGUGACGCUUGCUCCUGUGCAGUUUUGGUAAAGAACUUGUGGGUUGGGUUGGGUUCGGGGGAGGGGGGAGAAAAACCAUCAAUCCAUACCGACUAUUAUAUAUAGAAUCAUCAACUCUGUGAUUGAGUGAUAAUGCAUCCCCAUUGCGAAUCAUGUAAACAGUGGCAUGUGCGUGGUCCAAGAGUCCAGCAAUAUUUAUUAUACAGCAAUAGUCACUUGAAUAUCGUAGUUUAAGUAGUUAAACUCAGAUGUGACUUAGCAGUUUUCUUUUGUGGAUCAAUAAAGUGCAUCUCAUCACACCUGGAUCAUGUUCUGAUGGAGACACAUGUUAAAACCUCUUAAACGAAUAAAUGCUGUGGGUUUAAUUUCUGUGACAGCUGAACGUGACCCAGGUGCUUUCACAUAUUGUGCCAGAAAAACAACGAUCACGAAGGAAAAUCUGCCGUGACCGUUCGUUACCUCCAAAUGCUGUCUUACACCCAGCUCUUCUGAACAGAAAAACCUGUUACCUCGUGCAGUACCUCGUUAGUAACACUAACAAGGAGUCAGUCUCAUCUUCAAAACAAAAAAAGGAAAAGAAAAAAAAAGAAUUGUGUAUAUAUUAACUUGACAAAUGUAAAGGGUUUCUUCCUUUUCAUGUGUGAAUCAAAAACAUUUUUUAUUUUUUAUUUGCAGUCAACAUAUUGCUCAUUUGUCAUUGUGUGAAUGGGGGUUUGACUGAAUAGUGUGACCUUCCCUGUUUAUGUGAACUGUGUGUGUGUGUGUGUGUGCGCGCGCUUGCGGCGUGUGUGGGUGUAUGUUGGUUGGUUUCACUAAAACAGUACGAAUGGUAACUUUAUCUGUGUGUUGAGAUGCUUAGAAAUAUAAACUAGAUGAGAAUACAUCCAUCUUUUUGUAUAUUGAAAUAAAGACAAACACUGAUUAACCAUGCAAACGGAAGUCGUUUUUCUUCAGUUCACAUCAGUUUCACCAUGUUUAACUUUCAUGA